Molecule: messenger RNA, 23952 nt
Organism: Pelobates cultripes (western spadefoot toad)
Lineage: Eukaryota; Metazoa; Chordata; Amphibia; Anura; Pelobatidae
Source: the annotation of a GenBank genome assembly
CUGCUCCCCUCCCAUUUACUGUACAAGCUGCUUAUGUCAUAGAGAGGUCGCUGUUGUCACUGGAUGCUUCAAAACAUUUGACUUCUGAGCAAGGACGUAUAGGAGCGUAAGUGUGAUCUAAAAUUACAUUUCUGGGGAAAAAAGCCUGUGGGUAAAUACAUAUUAGGAAAGCUAAGGCCACAUUCAUUGCACAUGUUUCUAAACAUUAUAAAUGCUUGGUGGGAGGUGGGCAAUGCCUAGUUUCUUCUAGUUCUGAAUGGGUUAAAUCAAGGUCAAUGUUUACGCAUAUAAGCAGGCAGUAGGUAUAGCAGCAGCUAACAAGACCGCAGAGAAUGAAGGGGUUAAUUGCAUGUGGUUUUCUUGGAAAACGACUCACUGUGAACCGCUUUAUGCAGCUGAGCUGGUUUCUCAAUGAAAGGAUUAAACUGCAGAUUAAAGAAAUUCUAACCAACUGCACCCUCAGUGCAAAGGUUGACCCUUUUAACCUGUGGCACUUUAAUGGCAUUGAAAGGGUUAAAGGUGUGGCUGUUUUGGGGUACUGUAUAAAAGACUGUGCAUGCCACCAUCUGCUGCGCUGUGUAGUUUUAACCCUCUGAGUGCUGGAAUAGUGAGGCCAUGUUAAACACUUGCAGAGCAGUUAGAGAAUUUAUUUUAUUUUUAUUUAUUUUUUAACAUGGCUUUCCCAAAUAUAUUUUUUUGCUUCAGGGCACUUUUAAUGCAGUAACUAAAACAGGAGCGGUUUUGGCAGCUUAGUCAUAUUAUUCAAACUGAAAGGGAAGAGGAAAAAAAAAAACCCCACCCGAACCGCUUGGCAUGUGAUACAUACUACUGCAGAUCAGAGAUAUGAGAAAACAUUUACCAAGAAACUAACCUUACAUUUUUUGUUCUACAUUACCUAAACCGACUGUUAGAACGAAAGAUUUUUACUUUUUUGUUUAGCAAAAUUUAUCUUGUGAUUUUGUUUUGUUUCCUAAAUACAUAAUUCUCAUUACACUAGAUACACGUUGAAACAAUGUUAUUACAUAUGAAAUACACCCUAUGAGAAAUGGGAAAAAAAUGUUAAUGGUUGCCAUGGAAACAGAAAAUAUGCGCAGUUGUGAUAAGAAUGUAGCUGAAAUGCAGACUUUGCUGCAAACCCUAACCGUCAAAUCUUGGAAUCGAUUUUAGUAGAUUUCCUUAUAUGACCUCCAAUUCUAUAUUAAGAGAAAUGACAUUCCGAUUUAGUUAUACGUUGCAUUAAAGCUUUGUUAGCCAACAUUCUUAACAUAUACAGCGAUACCCGAUAUUGAUGAGCUGUUUAGGAGCCUUAAAGAACAUAGAGGAAGUACUAUAUGCUGUGAGCAGGACUAUUUUAGCAGAUCUUAUUUCAAGGAAAACAGACAGGCCGAAUGGAAAGUUUGUGUAAAAAUGUCUGGGCAUUGGUUCAAAUCUCUGAAAGAGACGUAUUUUAGAGUUCUGGAAAAUGUGAGGAAGCGGCCUGUGAGUAAGAAUAUUGGAUAAUAAAAGGAAAUGUGAAUUUGAAGACAUAAGGCUCUGCGAGCAAAGUGGAUUUUCACAGCCUUGCUUAGCUAUAAUGCUAUUUCAUUUUACCCCUAUAUAUUACCAUAGCAACACAAUCUGGAAUAAAGCAGCGAUGGGCCUCGGCACAGCUCGCAGUCAGCUGUGGAGGUCAGGAUAUGGAUAUACCAGGGAAAGCACAGAUUUUGUCAAACUGGUAUCAAAUGGUUUGAUGCAGGGUGGUGCUCAUACACCACCAUAAUCAUUAUACUUGGGUUUGAGACAUUAUAGCAGUCACCUGUAUUAGAUUUCACCAAACUUCCAAAUUCAUCUUCAAAAUGUUCUCCUCUUCUUUUUAGACAAUGACUCAAGAAAUUCCAUUCAACAUAAACAUCAAAGAGCCACGAUGGGACCAGGGCAGUUUCGAAGGGAGAGCUAAACAUUUCUUCAUGGUCACAGAUCCAAGGAAUAUUUUACUCGGACCUAAAGUGCUAGAGGAAGCAAAGACCAUCGUACAAAAUUACAGGUCUAUAAAGCAGCAUUUCAUUGACUUGUGCCAGUCUACUAUUUACUCUACUCCUGGUCAUCUGACACCUCUGAAUGGAAAGCGUCUCCCAGCGGGUUGUAAUGGAAAUCCCUUCCCCCAACUUAAAUAUUUUAGUCUAAGUUUUAAAAGUCAGUUCUCAAGUCAGCACAGUUUCCCGUUUAGGUACUCAGUAGCUUGCCCUUCGGUAAAUCCACGCUCAGCUCUCAAAAAUGGUUUUGUUCACUCGUGCCAUUAGAGAGAAAACCUAUAACAUUUGCACAUCAGACUGAUCCCAUUGGCACAAGUGAGAAGAAACAUUUUUGAGACCUGAGUGGGGACUAACCGAAGGGCAAGCUACCAAGUUUCUCUAAGCUUUUUCUCAUUCUCAGAGCUCUCGUAUUCUCCGUUUUUGUUUCACAAAUAAAUGUAGGCCUAAAAUAACUAUAGGCUUCAAAUAAAAUGUUGCAUUUACUUUGCAGUGAAGAAAAAAAUAUGUAAGAUCAAUUCAAACACUGCAGAUAAGAAUAGGAAUAGCUGCUAACUCUUCUUACAAAGUUUAAAAAUCACCAGCAUAAAUUCUCAAUUUCUAUUGUGUUUGUUAAAUAAAACCUAUAAGCAUAUAAAAAUAUGGCAGAUUUGAACAUGCUGAUUAGAACACACCGAGUACCAUAUUUGGUACCAGACCUGCAAAAGCAAUAGAUGGGAGCUAUGUAUAAGUGGUAGUGUUUUACUUAUAGGCUUUGCAUGCUAGGUUAAGUAGACUUGUGGAUGGGGGCAAAGUUUGACUCGGCCGUACCACGGUAUGUUUGCCAACGAGCGUUGUGGCGGGGUGGUGGCCUCUCGGUGAGGAUUAAAGAGAUUCAAAAUAAGUUGGCCGUGACAGGUGUGGCCCUAACUGCUUUUGCCAAGAGGGCAGAAAUGCGAGGCAGUAACUAUGAUUUGGCCAGAGGGGUGAAUACCUCCGUAGUUGAGGAUGGGAGUUGGCCUUGCAGGACCGCUAAAUAAGCACAACAAGCAGAAAACUACCCAUGGCCACUAAGAGUACCUGAACAUCCAGACCAAGCUAAAGAUAAGUUCGGUAGAGCGAGCCAGUCACUUACGUGGUGACUUGAAAAACGUAAAUGCAAAACAAUAAAUGUGGCAUGAUUAGACAUACACCUGGCAAAUACAUUUUACAUUAAAAUAUAUAUAUUUUUUUUUUACAGCCCCCAUUAAUCAUUUAAUGACUGUCCCAAGCCAUAAAUUCUUUAUUUUUUGGUACCUUGGACAGAAUUCAGAAUAAUAAAUCAAAACAAACAUGUUCUUUUGGGGUUCAUUUGAUUCAUGAUUCCGGUACAUUUUGUAUUUAAGGAAUUUGGCCCAGAAUCGGACCAAAUGCAGAUGGAACCAAAACUAAUCUCUAGUCUAGAUUAAAGCAACACUCCCAAAAACGGCCCAAAAACAUUAUCAAAAACAGCAUUCUGUUAUUGGAUAACAUACAGUAUUAAUUUAUAAGCAAUUUUAAAAUGUAUCGAACAAAUGUAAUAAACUUGUUAUUGUGUUACCAGAAUGGGAAUACCGACACCAGGACUGACUGAAGAUCAACUGUGGCGUGCAAAAUAUAUCUACGAUUCUGCCUUCCACCCAGAUACAGGAGAAAAAAUGGUGCUGAUCGGACGAAUGUCUGCGCAAGUGCCCAUGAACAUGACCAUCACUGGCUGCAUGCUGACAUUUUACAGGCAUGUGUCGAACGCAAGGAUUAAUAUGCAGGUUUUAAAAUAAAACCAUAUGUAAACAAAGCACUGUUAAAACUGCAAAGGGACCCUAGGUAAUGGAACAAUUUAUGUUCAAGUCUCCCAGUCCAUGUCUCCCGAUAAAUAGUUAUAAUUGCUGCAGCGUGAAAAGUUGCUGCAUCUAAAAUAUGCCACUUCUCUCUCUCUGCCUGGACUAAUAAGAAGAGCUGUAUGGCUGCCUUAAGCUUAUCCUGCAGUACCACUCCUCCUAUGUGAUAUAUGGAACUGCUAUCAAGAUUGCUGGUUGCCUGUCCAAGUACAUGCAAAAGUGCAUAUCAUUUUAAUGCCAUAUGUAUUUUAUGUACACACACACCACCCCCAUUUGAUGUUGCCAAUGUAUAGGUGCAUAAUAUGGAAAUUAGAUAAGAGGAAAAAAAAAUCCAAGUAUCUAAAACUCACAGAUAAAUUAUCUCAACAACACAACAGCUGGCCGGACUGAGGAGGCCGUAGAAUGAGGCCAUUGUGGUCAAGAUGUAAAACGUUGGUAUUUUAUGUGUGAGGAUUUUUUUGUUUGUUUUUCAUGAUGUGAGUUUCUCACUCAAAACAUGAACAUUUUAUAAUUUUUAUAAUCUCAAAAAUGAAAAAUAUUAAAUAAAGCAUAAAUUAUUCAUGAAGUUCUUUAACCCCUUAAGGACACAUGAUUUCCUUUUAUUCCAGAAGUUUGGUCCUUAAGGGGUUAAAAGAAAAACAAACUGUGCAACCUUUUAAAGAAUGUUAAUAUAACACAUACAUUUGUUUUAUAUUUUUUUCUUAGCGGUCAGAUCUCUAGAAGCCGAGAUUUAGUCCUGGUGAUUAUUUCUAAAUCUGAUUACAGAAGACAGUACAUGCAUAAUUUAAUUUUCAUAGAAAUAUAUUUCUAUGCUGCGCUUUUAUCAAUCUAAGUCAUGUUCAACAAUCACAGGAUUGAUGUGAUUUAAAGUAUCAAACACCAGAUAAACUAGAUUUAAUUUUCUCUUUUUUUAAAUCAAGGAAGUGCACAGGAAAGGACAAAACUCUGCACAGGAUUCAAAAAACAGGAUCCCAAUAAUGGCAAUUUGGAACUUUGGACAUUUGUAAGCAUCCGAAUUGCAUGAAACAAAUUGCACAUAGUUGUGGUGGCAGUCCGGGCACUGGGAGGCCUAUAGAUGUGUAAGUGGUUGUGGUGGCAAUCCUGGCACUGGGAGCUCUACAGAUGUGUAAGUGGUUGUGGUGGCGGUCCGGGCACUGUACAUCUGUAAGUCUCCCAGUGCCAGGAUUGCCACCACAGCCACUUACACAUCUAUAGGGCUCCCAGUGCCGGCCUACCACCACAACUACUUACACAUCUAUAGGGCUCCCAGAGCCUGGACUGCCACCACAACCACUUACAUAUCUAUAGGGCUCCCGAUGCCCGGACUGCCACCACAACCACUUACACAUCUAUAGGGCUCCCAGUGCUAGGAGCUUAUUGGUCAAAUUUCCUGUCAUCAUUCACGUAAUUUUUCCUCCCUCUCUUGUUUUGCCACUUUUCAGAAAUCCGAAGCACUUCGUCAAUUCAGACUUAAGUCAUUCCGUUUGGUUCGGCACUUCCGAACUUCGGGCAUUCGUAAGCAUCCAAACGUCCGAAUGUACAUUCGGAACAAAACGAAUUGCACAUGUCUAUUCUUAAGGAUGGCUUUAACACAUCCUGCACUACAGUAAAGCUGUUAAAGAGAUCUACCCACAAAUCCUCUAAUGCAGGGUGGCAAGAGGCAACUCUCCACGAGUUACUGAACUACAAUCCCCAUGUUGCUUUGCCAGUCUGAUGGCUGGCAAGAGAUAUUGGAAGUUGUAUUUUCUUAACAGAUGGAAGGCUAUCUAUAACCCCUGUUCUAAUAAACUGGGUACGCUCCUUGUAUUGCAUUCUAACCAGGAUUUAAAGAAGUACAGCAAUGAGUGUACAAACGUAGGUGGUCAUUUAUAAGUCAUUUCAUAAUGCAUCCAGCAUAGUUUCACAUUUUGCAUUAACUGUUUGUCUACAGAACUACUCCGGCUGUGCUGUUUUGGCAGUGGAUUAAUCAGUCUUUUAACGCCAUUGUAAACUAUACCAAUAGAAGUGGAGAUGCACCCAUUACAACCAGGUGAGAAAUACUAAAUAUACUGAUUUUCUUUGUGUGCUUUACCCACGAGCGACCUACCAUUAACAAACCUGUUUAUGUGGACUGCAACUCCAUGAGGGCACAGAUAGCCCACACUCCAAUAAGUGUUAAUUCCUGGUAUAAAGUAUUCUUGUUGUUUUCUCUGUAACAAUAAUGUUGUAGAGGCAAACAAUGUUUAUAAUAAUUUUGUGUUUGUGGACAAAUCACAAUUAAUGUCACAUGCAUAAUUCAAUAAUAAUUAAAGGAACACUAUAGUCACCUAAACAACUGUAGUUUAAUGAAGCAGUUUUAGUGUAUAGAUCAUGCUUCUCAGGUUUCACUGCUCAAUUCACUGCCAUUUAGGAGUUAAAUCACUUUGUUUCUGUUUAUGCAGCCCUUGUCACACCUCCCCUGGCUCGGAUUGACACAGACUGCAUGAAAAAAAAAAAACUGGUUUCACGUUCAAUCAGAUGUAAUUUAUCUUGAACAAUUUUAUCUCUUGCUCUGUAAAUUGAACGUUAAUCACAUACAGGAGGCUCUUGCAGGGUCUAGCAAGCUAUUCACAUAGCAGGGGAUAAGAAAAUCUAAAUUAAAUAGAACUUGCUAUAAAGAAAGGAUAAACUUUAGAUGAAUUUUUACAGGAAGUGCUUAGGAAGGCUGUGCAAGUCACAUGCAGGGAGGUGUGACUAGGGUUCAUAAAGUGAUUUAACUCCUAAAUGGCAGAUAAUUGAGCAGUGAGACUGCAGGGGCAUGAUCUAUACACCAAAACUGCUUCAUUAAGCUAAAGUUGUUUUGGUGACUAUAGUGUCCCUUUAAAAUAAUUGCUGUCCCUGUAUAUAUAUAUAUUAUACACACACAAACAAUUUAGCUAUGCUUUAACAUCUACUUUUUGUAUAAAAGAAAUACAAUUCCAUUGAAAGCCAAGCAAAUUCCUGGCUAGCUUCCUGGCUUAUUUGAGUGUAGUCAUGUGAGAAUUCCAGAGAAAUGGUAGAUAUUCCUGCACACUAUUAUACUUCCAGUUGAUACCUACUAUUGCUUUUUCCUAGACAUUUGUGAGAUCUAUUUAAGCAGAUCUACAGGAUUAUUCAUUAAACUCUGAAUUACAGUAAUGUGAAAUGCAAACAGCAAAAUGUAAGUGUAAAGCUUGUUUGGAGAAAUUGUUCAAUUCAAGUAUUGUCACCAUUUGGCUUUCAUUUCACUGCAGUUUGGAGUUUUGUGUAUAAAAGUUCUGGGAUCAGAUUACUUGAAAAGUUAUUCACAAAACUACUAACAGCAGCAAAAUGGAAUCCCUUUAAAAACAUUUGGGCUAUGAUUUAACGAGUACGAGUUUAGACUCCCUCGAUGUGAGCGUUUGAGCACUAUGACCUGAAUUUAAUAUUGUUGGAGAACAUUUCCAAAUGAUUCAAUAUUUUUGGAUAAACUUUUCAAAUUACUUUUUCAACAUGUUGAAUUAUCAAAACAUAUAUUUAUCAAAAAAAAUAUCAAUACGUCAAACAAUAUCUAAACAUUUAAAAAAUAAAUAAAUCUAUUUUUCAUAAUAUUAAAUGGUGUUAAAAGUUUUCCCAAAAAUAUCAAAUUAGGGAAACGUAUCAAGCAAUAUUAAAUCGAGACCAUAUAUUAGAUCUUAUUUUAGAGGAGCACUGACCGAUGUGUCUAUCCAGGAUUUCUGUUUACAGAGCAUCAUAGAGGUUACAUUGUUCACACCCUAUUCUAGAGAAUGUAACUAGAUUUUUAUUUUUUUUACAGCCAACUGGGCACAGCCUACGUCAGUGCGACAACAGGUGCUGUUGUUACAGCUCUAGGUCUUAAAUCAUUGACAAAGGUAAAUCAUUUAUUGUUAAACUUAAUUUAUUUUAAAAGUGAUGUUUGAAUAAUGGAAAAAAAACAAGAUUAUGUAUAACCAGGCUCAUCUACUAAACCAGUGUUAAUUUUGGCGGCAAAUUUCAAUUUAGUUUUUGUCAUAGUCUUUUGACUAAAAAGCCAUUUUAGUUUUAGUUGUAUUUUAGUUAUCUGAAUUGUUUAGUUUUAUUUGAUUAAAUAUAAAAAAUAUUAGGCGACUAAAAUUUGACUAAAAUGAUUAAUUGACAAAAUUAGCACUGUACUAAACACCAAAAUAACGUAAAUUGACAUCUGAAUUGGAAAAACGAAUUUGCUGACUUGGGAAAAUUCUCCAACUCUACGAUAGAAAGAUUUUCUUUGCCAGUAAUCCAUUCUAGACAUUUAAUGGCUUCAAAUGGGAAACCGUUAAAGAAAGUUAGAAUAUUAUUCCAUUCGCACAGUCAGGGAGAGGAGUAAAUGGCAUCUCUCAUUUCCCAUUGGCUAAUUUAGAUCACGUGAAAUAUCAUGUAAAAUAUUGUAAAAUAUAAGAUGCUAUAUCUUGUUUAAAGUGUUUUAUUACCUCAAUAUGUCCAUAAAUUUUUUUUUUUUUUUAAAGUGUACAUAUGUUACGGUACCCUCAGCAUGAAAUGUACAAACCGCCGUUUAGUGAAUGCUCCCCGUUCACAGUAGCAUAGGCUUCAUGCGUAUCAGGUACAAUCAUGCGAACCGCAAGCAAGGUAACACUGCAAACUCACGAACGGGAUCCGUACGGGCACUUCACUCCACGAGCUCCAAACUCACGAAUCGCCAAUAUUAGCCGAACGCAUAUAUCUCCCAAGCGGCUAAUAAUCCCAUCCGGCAGUCUCUAAUCGUCGGUAAUAAAUCCCCCCAAUGAUGAGACCUAGCUCUGCAUUGAGGGUAAAACAAGAACUGGCUUUACUGUGGGCUUACCCGUAUUUAUGCAGGUCUCCCACUUGGUGGACACUCCCCUAGGGGACCAAAUGGGAGACUGUAACAACAGACAGACAUAUGGCAAGUCAGGAACCACAGACACAGAAUAUUCCCAGCAUGCAUUAGUAUUUCCUCCCCUCUUCCCUGGAGAUAAUUGAGAAGUAAUUCAAUUAUCUCCAGGACAAGGACAAAUCGCCAUUUUAAAUACAAUAUAGAAAAACACAUAAAAAUAUAUAACUUUGCUUCUGUCGAAUGCUACCCAUUCGUAUCACAUUUCCCCAGAUAGCCUGGAUCUGAGUGUACAUUAUUGGCGAAUAGCACUCAGAUCCCAUACGCAUAAUUCAAUCGCCAUGGAGUCAAAGUCUAUUACAGUCCUUCGGUAUGCGAUUGACUCCAUGGGAAGGCUAUCUGGGGUAAGUCCAUUCGAAUGUUUAAACCUCCCGAACGGCCGGUGUUCGCAUCCUUCUGUCGAUUGAGAAGGGGAGGUCGACGGCUUCCGCGGUGUUCGGCAGAAAGAGUGUCCGUUUUCAGUUCCAUGAAAUGUAUGCCGAACACCGCUGGUCUUUCGCAUGUUUUAAAAUGGCCGCCGCCUCGUGGUCGACAUACGAACGACGACCACCCGGUAUUCGGUUCUUAAUUGAGAAGUGUCUGCGGUUAACCACAACGUUCUAAUUGGGAUCAAUAGGUUAACCAGCAGCACACUUCUCUUCUGGGUGGCCGUCCGUUCGGUAGGUUCAUCAGCGGAAAAAGUCAAUUCACUGAACAGAGGCAUACGAAAGGGUAAUUCCACGCGAAGGCAAACAGACGAAUCCAGCAACCAGUCUCAACACAGAUGGAUCUGUCACAACAUACAUUUGAAUUUUUUUUGCUUUUCUAAACGGCACUCGAUAGUCAAUAUUAUUGUUUUAUGAUAUGAUAACUAUGCAUCCAGUGUGUUAAAUGUUAUGCUGAGACUUUUGAAAAACAAAAUAAAGUCUAAAUACUAGCUGUUCAUAUAGCAGCACGCACUGUAGGCGGGAUAACAUGCCGUAAUUCACUUUGCACACACAUGGUAAAUGUUUCACACUAUUUUAUAUAGAUAACAGAUUGGGGUAAAAUCAGAGUUAAUUUAAAUAUUCAGAAUUGGAAUUGUUAGUUGGUGAUUCCCAUAUAACUUGUUCUGUGUAACUGGAAUGAUAAACAUAUUAAUUUACCCAUCCCUGUGACACAGAACACAUGAGGAUGAGUGCAACGUUCCGUUCCAGAAACAUUUUGUAUUUACUUUGAUUUCUGCCGUUAUACUGGAAAGACGAGACAGGGGGGAUAUGAUAGAAACAUUGAAAUAUAUAAAGGAAAUCAAAACAGUAAAGGAGGAGACUAUAUUUAAAAGAAGAAAAACUACCACAACAAGAGGACAUAGUCAAAUUAUAGGGACAAAGGUUUAAAAAUAAUAUCAGGAAGUAUUACUUUCCUGAGAGGGUAGUGGAUGCAUGGAGUAGCCUUACAGCUGAAGUGGUAGAGAUUAACACAGUAAAGGAGUUUAAGCAUGCGUGGGAUAUGCAUAAGGCCAGGGACUAAUGAAAGUAUUUAGAAAAUUGGGCAGACUAAAUGGGCCGAAUGGUUCUUAUCUGCCGUCACAUUUUAUGUUUCUAUGUCUUUCUAGCGUUUACCUGCCCUGAUCGGCAGAUUUGUACCAUUUGCCGCUGUUGCAGCUGCCAACUGCAUCAACAUCCCAUUAAUGAGACAGAGGUAAGUAGAUUGCUUCUAUAAAUAUUAAUAUCAUACUUCCAGAGAUCAAACAGGGUAGUAAGUAGCAAUAACCCAAACUUUUCUGGAAAGAUUCUAUAUAACAAUAAUAAGAGGGCAUAUACAAUAUUUUACACACAACAGCAAUAUAGCCCCUUAAGAACAAAAGAUUUUUUGAGAUGCGAUACAUUUGUGACCAAGGACUUUUUUGGCACUUUUGCCAUUUGUAUAAUAUAUCAUAUGUGUGGAUUCACUUAGAGGUGAGACAUGGCCUUCUUUUGAUACACUAUAUCAAAUUAUCCUUUAUCUGCAUUAAAAAAAAUGAAAAAGAGGCAAAAAUAAAUAAAUAAAUAAAUAAAUAGUUAGAACAGGUCAAAUUGUCUGCAUUUAGGGCAGAUAACCGCAAAAUCGAUGCUACGUUUAACACAUGUUUACUUUAAUUAGAGAGUUGAAACACGGAAUCCCCAUUACAGAUGAAAAUGGAAAUCGACUUGGAGAGUCUACGAAGGCCGCCCAGCAGGCUAUCGCCCAGGUGGUGGUAUCUCGGAUUGGCAUGGCAGCACCGGCUAUGGGUAAGUGCAAGCAGGAAUAAGAGCUGAUGGCAGCCUAAACAGAUUGAUUUCUGUACCAACCCUACGACUCCCUAUCUACGCAUAAUAAACCCAACUGAUUGUAUCUCUGCUAGAGAAUCUGAACAUGCGCGCUAAGGCUCAACCAAUCUCCACCUCAGGGUCUUACUGGGUUAUUUACUAAAGAUAGAAUUCAAAGUGAAUUUAAAAUUUAAUGACAGAGUGGCUGAGUUAAAAGCAUCGGUGACUUUUUUCCCCAGUUUGGCUUUUUUCACCUUAAAUUAGCACUUACGCAAGGCUGUAGAUUGUGAUCUUGUAUAAGAGUUACAGUAUGACUUUAUGAAAAGAAAUAUGUCAUCUGCUGAUUAUAAAUCCACAAACCUAGUUUUUUUUAUUUAUUUUUUUGUUUAUUGGUAAAUUAAAAACGAUGGAAAGAUAUUACUUCUCUGUCCUGCGUUAAACACGGUCUGCAGUAAGAGAUUGAUAAUUUACAAUCUCGCUUACACAGAACUGAUGUACACACAAAUUGUUUUCAGAAAAAAAAAAUAUUCUAUAAAAGUAAAUGCAGUUAUCAUUUGGUUACACACCGUAAUCUACAAAACAAAUCUCUUUCUGAUUUCCGCUUAAAAGUAUACAUUUCAUCAAAUACCCACAGAAACAGAUUUGUGAUAUCACUAGAAUAAAAGUUCUUCUCACUUGUACCCAUAGAAUAAAUGGAUACCCUUCUUCUCUACAGUUAUUCCCUUUAUGGUACAUUAGCUUUCAUGUACAGUUACUUACAUUUUGAAUCCUGUAAAAUUAUAUAUACGUUGUUAAACACAGAUCUGCACACCAGUCAAGCCAUAAUACUUGCUUUUCCCACAGAAAUCUCAAGUUUGCAGUGAUGUUACUACUGCAAGGGAUUCUGGGUAGGCAUAUGCAAAUUAGUUCAAUAAUGAAGCACCCUUUUGCCUCAUUAUUCCAUUUUAAACAUGGAUUCCUUGGAGUCUGUGUUUGCUGUAUACAACAGCUUUGAAACACAAGUCAGGAAGAGGAGCAAAGCCAUGUUUUAUCGCCUUUCAUAGUUUUCCCAAAUAUUUUGCAAGGACAAUAUUUGGAUGAGCCAAUCUACCAAAUUAAUGGCUAUCAGACCACUUGGACUAAAUUAUAUUUUUGGAUGAAGUGAUUCAGCUGAACUAAUUUUUGAGUAGUAGAUAAAAGGUUAUAUUUUAUAUUUUCUGGCCAUUUAUGUGCACCAUGGAGAGUUCUUAAAAUGUAAUCUUGUUGAUGGAAAGGAAUUUAUGACAUUUGCCUGAUUCUGCUGAAAAUAUCAACCAUGACUUUACAGAAUGCCAUUUUUCCUAAUCACAUUCUGGAGCUGAAUGUUUGACAUUUAACAGGGUACAAUGUAAUUACGGUUCAUUUCUUUGACUCUGUGGUAAAGCCGGUCUUGAAAGCGUUGUGUUAAACGUCUUACCAGAAUGGUAUUUCUGAUUAAAAAUUGUUUUGUAGACCGCAUUCUGAAGCCAUUUUUACUUCAUAUCACAGAAUUAGAUAAGUAUUUCCUCAAUAAGAUAAAUUUAGUAAAAGAUGAGGUCCACACCGAUGUAACAUCCUUUGUCCCCAAAACACCAAUAAUGCAUCUGUCUGUGACUAAAGUGGGCAGUAGCGAAUGACACACAAGCUUGAUUAGUCAACAUUUGGUUUGUGCUAUGAUAGAGUUUAACUCUCACCACUUGUUUAACUAAACAAUACCUUUCAUUAGUGAGGGACCUUGUACCUCCAUUUAUAUCAAUUCUCUGCGAGAUAACAUCUUAGCUAGAUUUACUAAUGUAUGAUGGUCAUCCCAGUAGUGAAUGGAGACUUUCACGAUGUAAACAAGUGCACUAACAAAUAAUUUUGUAUCAGCACCAUUUCAGAUACAAAUGAGAAAUGAUGUCAUUCUAAAAGUUAAUUUUGGAUUUUUUUUUAAACAUAUGUCACAUGUUGAGGACUGUGAUUAAUAGAAUUCUAAAAUAGCCACAUCUUUAUAAAUGAAAAAUCUCCUAAAACCAAUAACCCAUAUCAUUACCCCAAUCUUUAUGCAUUACCCAUCAGUCAUUUAUAGCACCUCGUAAAAAAAAAAACUGCAACUGUCAUCAUUCUCAACCAGAUUCUACCCAGUUGAAAAUUAUGGUAGGUCGGUCCAUCAUCAUUUUUAUUUUACAUCUAAUUUUGUUUCACAUUUCAGUACCAUUCAAGUACCAUUCUAAUUUUGAGGUUUCAGAAUGUACCCCAUAACUGUGCAGUCACCCUCUGGUAAUUAUUGGAGACAUUGUCCAAAGCCAAGUUUAGGAUCAAUGUGCCAAGCUUAGCUGGCACUUCAUUAAUAACUUGUUAGGAAACCUACAAUGACAACUGCACCAAUUCAACCACUGUUACGGGGCUGUGGUGACCAUAUGGACGCCUCCGCAUCAAAUCAGGAACUUCAAUCCAAAAGCGAUGUAGCUGCAUUAACUUCCCAAGUUGUCAUUACUGGGACUGCAAUAGGAGUACAGCCACAUUGUCAAUCACAUUGGGUAUUAAGGGCCCUAACUCAUACUAAAAGAGUUGUGGUGGGGAAAAAAGUAUGGAUGAAGUAAGUGGAUAGUUAUUACAUUGCUAAACACAAAUACACAGUCAGGACCCCAACUCAUAUAUACAGACACAGGCCAAACCAGGCUUUUCCCCUUACUUUAAGUUGCUCCAGUGUUCCUGUCUCCAGACCAGGCUCGGUGUUCAACCUGGAUAUUGUUUAUUAUUUCUUUAUUGCUUUUGCACUCCUCCUAGACUGAAUAUCUUAGCGUAGUACUGAGAUUUCAUAUUUCCCCCUUACCUUUAUUUCUGUGAUUUUAAUAAGACAUAACUGCCACACACAGACGCACACACAAAUAUCAUCAGACCCACAGUUGAACAUGUACACACAGUUAAAUGCAAUCUCACACUGUCAGGCACACACAGCCAGAGAUUCAUGCACACUUUGUCAAACAGACACACAGGCACACACACAUACAGUCAAACAGACACAACCAGACCAAUAAGUGUUACAGGGCCCAAUGCUGGCCACUUGAAGAUUACUGCCUAUAACCCCUUGAUGGUGGCCCUGAUCUCGACAGUUCUUUCAUAUCAUUGGACCUUAAUAUGUUCAUGAAUUAGACGUAUAUAGUGUUUUUAGAAAGCUUAAUCAUUUGUCGUAUUAAUACAGGCUUUCCAGAGUGUAAUUUUAUUUAUUUUAUUUAGCAAUCCCCCCAGUGAUAAUGAAUGCGCUGGAGAAGAGAGCAUUUCUGAAGGUAAGAGUUUCCAUUCAUAUUGUUUUAUAUUUGUAUUUCUAUCUAUCAAGAAGCAAAAAAAUGCAAAAUAAGAAUUAAUCUCUUAAAGAAAUUAAAUUCGUUGCAGUAUCUCAAAAUCUAUAAUUAUUUAUAAAAUAUUUUACCAGGAGAGAUACAUUGAGAUUUCUCUCGUUUUCAAGUAUGUCCUGGGUCCACAAAACAUUGCAUUGUUACAUUAUGGUACAAUAAAAUACAUAAACAAUAUUAAUACACAAUAUAUACAAAAUUUAACAUAGAACAGGUAGGAAAUAUAUAAUCAACCAUGACAGGUGCAUUCUGUUUUGAGAUAUGUAGAGGGGGAUCUCUUAAAGGAUUUUAGGCUUGGGGAAGAUUUUAAAGUGUGCGGAACAUCAAACAUUUUAAUAUGUGAUAUUUGUAUGUUUUUGUGAGAUGUGAUAUUUGUAUUGUUUUGUGAAAUGUGAUAUUUGUAUGUUUUUGUGAGAUGUGAUAUUUGUAUUGUUUUGUGAAAUGUGAUAUUUGUAGGGUUUUGUGAGAUGUGAUAUUUGUAGGGUUUUGUGAUAUUUGUAUGUUUUUGUGAAAUGUCAUAUUUGUAAGAUGUGAUAUUUGUAAUCCUCUCUGUUAAUGUAAAGGGAUGAUCAUGUUUGUAUCCGGAUUGUUUAUUUUCAAUGGACCGUGUCAGACUUUUUGUUUUUUGUUAUCUCUCACAGCGUUACCCGAUUAUGAAUGCUCCUCUUCAGGUUGGGCUGGUUGGAUUUUGGUAAGAAACAUACAUGCAUGUUAUAUUUAUAUGUAAUGCAGCCUGAAUUUGACAUUCAUUUUAACACUGAUAUCAGUAAGAUCAGUAAAGUAAAUCAACAAAUACUAAUGUCAGUAAUUAUAGAUGCAUUUAAAACCAAUGUCCUUGGAGUUUCUCUUUCCACCCAGGGGUGACCAACCUUGGCCCUCCUGCUGAUGUUGGAAUAUAAUUCCCCUCACACUCUGCAGGGAGACUGGAGAGCCAAGUCUUCAAAUUUGCCUUUCAAUCAAUCUAGAGGUAGAGAAACACUGGGAUUUGGGAGGAUCCAUUUCAUUAUCAAGUGAUGUUCAUUGGUCGGUAACAAUAAUAAUAACUCUACAUAUGAGUGUUUACACUUUAAAAUGUAGUUUUAUUUAGAACCCAUGAACGUUUAUCUAGCCCAGUGGUAGUCAACCUUUUUCUUCCUACCGCCCACUAAUGCAUCUUUCUUGAUGGAAAAAUGUCCUUACCGCCCACCAGUUUGCGCGCAAGUGCAGAAUAUUUUUUAGAAAGGAGGGUGUUUUAAAUGUACGUACAUUUAACUUUUUAUUUCUACUUAAUGCAUGUUUAUAAUGUUUUUAACUUUAUAAAGUUUAAUGAGAAAACAAUAAAGUAAAUUGAAAUUACCUUUACUAGUGAUUAAUAAGAUCCUUGAGGCUGAUGCUGCGAGACUAAAUAUUUGAUAUCCGGUUCGAUUUCCGUAAGGAACAAACGAAGGUCUCCUCUUUCGGUGAUAUUCAGACGACUUCUCUGUUUGCACAUAAUAUGAUUUCUCAUCUGUGCGUCAGCUCCCCUCCUCUCCCUCCUCAAUUCCCCUCCCCACCUUUUUUUUUUUUUAAACCUUCCUCAUAGCAAUGCCCAGUAGGAAGGCUGAGCUAGGUAGCCCACUUACUAUAGCCCACUAUAACAGACAGGCACACAUACAAGACACACAUACAGACACACACACAAAGACACAUACAUACAAACAGACAGGCACACACAUACAUACAGACACACACACACAGACAGGAACACCCGACACAUACAUACAAACAGGCACACACACACGACACAUACAUACAAACAUACACACAGACACACAAAUAAGACAUACAUACAAAGACACACACACAUACAUACAGACACAUACAUAAGAUACACAUAUACAAAGACACAUACACACACAUACAAAGACAUACACAACACAUACAUACAAAGACAAGACACACACAACACAUACACACACACACACAACACAUACAUACAAAGACAUUAAUAAGACAAUCAUACAUACAAAGACACACACACACACACAGACACACACAAGACAUACAUACAAAGACACAUACAUAAGACACACAUACAUACAAAGACACAUACACACACAUACAGACACACACACAAACAAACACACACAUUAUAUUUAAGUCACCCUCCUGUUUCCUACCUUUAAGGUCCAGGAGGGUGACUUCCCCUGGGGUCCAGUGGUGACUGAGGUGGAUGGGAGUCAGAGUUCCCACUCUGACUCCCCGGUCUUCCUCCCGCGUGGCUCUCAUUGUUAGCUGGGAGGAGUGACGUGCAGUCACCUCCUCCCAGCUCUGUGAUGUAAUCACAGGGGGCCCGGUCACACUGUUAAAGCGCCCAGCACUGACCGGGCCCCCUCACAAUCCACAUCCAUCGGGUGGCCCUGACAGGAUGCGCCACCCGAUGGACCCCUUGGACAGCGGCCCCGGCAGUACCCAGUCGCAGGGGUACCACUGGCUCGCACCCGCCCACCCAAUCUCUCCAAAUGAGGUAAUCCCUACCGCCCACCUGGAAUCCUGAAAUGCCCACUAGUGGGCGGUAGGGACCAGGUUGACGACCCAUGAUCUAGCCAGUCUGUCUACUCUGAAUGUGGGGACUACAACAUGCAGCUUUCUCUGUAUUAUGUAGAUUGUGCAGAGACACUGCUUAAACCUUCUAUAAAAUAGGAAGGGAAUAAUAUAGACAUAGUAACAAAGCCAGCAUGUAGUUCACGGUCUGUUUAUCCAUCAUACAAGGGGACAUGAAGCAGUCUUUAUUAUUUUAUUCCUAUCCCAAGGUGAGGGUCUAAAGCAGGUCUCUUGGUACUGUACCCUAGCGGCAAAUUAUGAAUCUUCUGUAUUUGAAUAUUAUAAACUUUCUAUAGAGCAACAGAUGUAUAGAUAUAAAAUAGAAACCAACAGCAAGACAACUUACCCGCUCACCACGCUCGCUCUCUGUAAAGAUUCGGUCAUAGUCCGUGCUUUUCAGGCAAUUUGGCCGAGCCCGCUUGAAAAAAGAAAAUGUUAAAUACAUGUAAUUCAACUUAUCACACAUCCCCUCCACUAUCACUACUGUUGACCCAAAAGAAGACAGAAAGAAAAUCUAUGAGCCCUAGAGAGGGUGUAACAGGUUUGUGGUGUAUGAUCACGAGCAGUCGGACUCUUAAUUCAGAGCUCAACGUCCGUCAUAUUCUGAAAGGCACUCCGGAAUCAGAGACCUAAAAAUAAUUCAUUUCUAUAAAAUACUUUCAGUUUUUUGUGCGCCCUUCACAUUCCACAGAAAUUCUGGUCUACCUCACUGUGACUAAUUGUGAAACCCUGCUUUCACCAUCUUCGUAUGGUUCAUGUGAUUGUAUUGUAUUGUUGGGAAUUGAAACCCAAAUUGCACAUUUUAGGCAAUCAGAAAUUAACUAUAAAUGACCCAAUAACACUAGAAUAACAUUGGAAUUUGUUUUUCUGUAAUUUAGGGUUUAGUGAAAACCCAUUUUGUGUUUAUUAAAGUACAAUAAUUACAUAAAUCUGGGACUAUUUUAAAUGGAGAGUUAGAACAGAUAGCAGCAACUACUCAUUUCUAACAAACGCUGGAAAAAAUAUAUAUUUUUAAAAUGUUUUUACUAUUUUAUUAUUUCAGUUUGGUAUUUGCCACUCCUCUGUGCUGUGCACUCUUCCCACAGAAAAGGUAUGUGAGAAGACAAUUUACAUUGACUUGAUAUAAAUAUUAUUUACAAAUGCCAGAAGGAAUUAGGGAGUCCAUUAUUUGCUAUUAGAAUAAUUCACUACAUUUUGGAUUUUUUUUUCAUUUGCGAAAACAAUGUUUUUAAGGUGCACGGAACAUUGUGAAAUAGUUUCAGACUUUUUUAUUUUUUUUUAAACUUAAAAUACACAAAAUCUUGUGGUCAGGUGCCUUAGUGGUCAGGAGAGGGAGGUUAAUGUCGGCUUAAAGGACCACUAUAGUGCCAGGAAAACAUUCUCUUUUUCCUGGCACUAUAGUGCCCUGAGGGUGCCCCCACCCUGAGGGGUCCCCUCCCGCCGGGCUCUAGGGGGUAGAAGGGGUUAAACUUACCUCUUUCUCCAGCACUGGGCGAGGGGACUCUCCUCCUCUUCCUCUCCUCCUCCUCGGCUGAAUGCGCAUGCGCGGCAGGAGCCACCCGUGCAUUCAGCCAGUCCAUAGGAAAGCAUUAUCAAUGCUUUCCUAUGGACGCUGGCGUCUUCACACUGUGAAAUCACAGUGAGAACCGCGGAAGCGCCUCUAGCGGCUGUCAGUGAGACAGCCACUAGAGGCUGGAUUAACCUUAUUAUAAAAAUAGCAGUUUCUCUGAAACUGCUAUGUUUAUUGCAAAAAGGGUUAAACCUAGCUGGACCUGGCAACCAGACCACUUCAUUAAGCUGAAGUGGUCUGGGUGCCUAUAGUGGUCCUUUAAUUUACAAAUGUAUGACAUAUGUAGAGAAGGGUGCAAGGUUUGGAAUAUGUGUAAGAUCAAAUGAGGGAGUUGCAAAAAAGGUGAUAAUUUUAACAUACUUUCUCUUGAUUCAUGCCUUUCUUUGAAGUUCUGCUUGAGCAAUACAUGGAUUGUAUAAUACAAUACCAGCCCUAAGUAUUGAUACAAUGUUCAGAUGCCACCAUGUUCCUUUAACUUUUCACUACCAAGCCCUGUUUAAAACAAUGAUUGACAGAUAGCCAAGAUGGAGGUGCCUAGUUGUAGGACAGAUAUAGUUCAUUUAAUUUUUCAACUUCACAAAUAGACAUUUGUUAAAAAUAGAAAUAAGUUAUCAUAAUAUUUAUAGAUUUGUGUAAAUUAUCAUUCCCCUCUAAGAUUUUAUGAAUGAAUAUGGAAUAUAUGUGUUUAUAAAUAACAUUAGUGAGACUACCAAGCAGUGUUAUCAGACUACUCACACCGUUAUUAUUCUCCGCAGCUCAAUGAGCGUAUCGCGUCUGGAACCUGAGGUCCGUGCCCAGAUUCUCAAGAAAAACCCUGGCACACAAGUUGUAUACUUCAACAAGGGGCUUUAACCUUCACAAUCAGUCAGUACACUCUGCGGAGACAAUUCAGAAUAUUAUUUUCACAGUAUAUGUGAAAAAUAAGUAGAACAAAAUUUGACCUUUAUCUGCUUUUACAAGGCGUGUACAUGUGUUUUCUUUUUUGGGGGGGGGGGAGGAAGAGUAUGGUAGAAUCUGUAAAUGGCUUCCAGGUCUCAUUUAUGACUUCAAUCUUAUUGAUACAGGAAAGACCAUUUUGCUGCUAUUUCAUAUACUUACCCAGCAGCCUUUUCAAAAAACUGUUUAACGUUCCAUUGUGAUAUACAUACAAAAUGGCUGCUGACCCUAUAGACUGGAUUUACUAUUGUGUCUAGUAAACUCCUGAGCCCAGCAACAUUAAGGUUAUUGUGAAUAAAUAACUGUGGGUGGUGUUAAACGAUACAUCAUGGAAGAUCAAAACCUUUUUUUGUAAUUAAAAUGUGCUGCACACAUUUUUCUUAAGGUGCCCUUUUUAGAGGAGUUGCCUGGUCACCUCAACAAUGGUUUCUCCAUUACACAACAAACCCGUUACUUAUUAAGUGUUUUAAUACUCUGUUUUGCACUCCUGCUUGUAUAAUGGGGGACUGUGGUGAGUCACUUGCAUUCCUUGUCACCGUAAAUAAUGGUGAUAAGUGGGGUUCUCCUCUGCUGCUAAUCUGAUUUGUACUUUAUCUCUGGGUGUAUUCUAGAGUGUUCUCAGGUAUUACUAACCGCAGUAUAUUACAGUAAUGGAUAAGCCGUUACUGGCAUUAUGGGAAUGAUUAUGCCAAGUUUAGCAGUUACUGGCUUGCGGUGUGUCAUUAUAUAGUGGUAUAAUCUGUUACCAAUGAGAAAUCACUACAUUCCAACCACUAACACCAUCUUGAGAGGAUAUGCCACCAUUUUAAGCAGGGAAUGUAUAACUGGGUACAAAUAUAUUACUAAAAGUAUAUUGUAAGAUAUAUAUAUAUAUACACACAAAAACAAAAAGGUUAUGGUGGGGAAAAAAAUGGUUUGCUAUUGAGGCUUGGUAGUGCUUGGGAAGCAGAAACCAAAAAGGACUACCAAGCCUCAAUAGCCAGCCAGUUACCAACCUCAUGCUGAUGAUUUACAUUAACAAAGAAACAGCUGUCCGUGAGUAGUUCCCUGUUUCAAAGCCGUUGUAUACAGCAAACACAGACUCAAAGGAAUCCAUGUUUAAAAUGGAAUGAGGCAAAAAUGUGAUUCUUUGUUAAACUAACUUGCAUAUGCCCACCCAGAAUCCUCUGUGGUAGUAAUAUCACUGCAAAUUUGUGAUUUCUGUGGGAAAAACAAGUCUUACGGCUUGACUGGUGUGCAGAUUAUUGUUUAACAUUGUAUUAACUAUAUAUAUAUACACACAUACACACACACACACACACAUACAUUCUCUAUGUGCAGAACUAUAAUUGGUGGCAUGAUAGAGUAUAUUGUCACAAGCACAGUAUUUGAUAGAGCUAAUGUAUUCUAACAAAUAAUUCUAUAUGGUGCUGUCUGAAAGGAAACACAUUGAUCUUCCAUUUGUAUAUUUCUUUAUUGCGGUUUUUAUGUUACUUUAUCACAUUUUCCCGAUGCCAUAAGUCUGUUUCGGUAACACCUUCACAUGUAUAUUUAUAGACAAGCUGAUAACUAUUAAAGGAGACUUUGUUUUUAUUCUUCUACUAGUAAUAAAGUGUAAGGCAGCACACCUCAAGGUGGGAAGGGGUUCCCUCUUGAUACCCCACAAUUUGCAGGAAAAGAAAGGAAAAGAGAACAAGGUUGCGCCUGAUAGAAAUUGGAAUAUACCGGAAUUAUGAAGAUAACCGGAAUAAAAUAUCCAAUAAAACAAAUAAAAAUCAAAUAGAAUGGUUUAAAAGAGAGUAUAAAAGUCUUGAAGGGAACAGCCAAACUGGGUUCUUAUAAUUCCAGAAGUAUAUAUUUCUCACUAUAUACUGUACCAUCAGAGUCUUCUCUCUUAUGUCUUACAUGUACUUCUGGAAUUACAAGAACCCAAACUCCAAGAACUUUUGAUUUUAUCCAGUUUGGCUGUUCCCUUCAAGACUUUUAUAUUGUCUUUUAUACCAUUAUAUUUGAAUUUUAUUUGUUUUAUUGGAUAUUUUAUCCUGUUAUCGUCAUAAUUCUGGUAUAUUCCAAUUUCUAUCAGGUGCAACCUUGUUCUCUUUUCCUUUCUUUUACUGCAAAUUGUGGGCUAUCAAGAGGGAACCCCUUCCCACCUUGAGGUGUGCUGCCUUACAAUAUAUUACUUAUUUUUGUGACCUUAUUCAGCGCUGAUCUUUCUGUGACAAUUCUCUAUUGCUAUUAAAUGGUACUGUGCUAGAAAAAAGUGGAUUUAGACAGUCUUACAGGAGCUGUACCUGGCAAUGGUGGACAUAUAACUUCAAGACAGUAGUUUUAGUUGAACCCACAGGACCUGAUCGCUCUGGAUUAGAAGAUCUGUAUUUCUGAUACUGAUCUUUUUCUUCUGAUUUGAUACAAAUUACUCUCUGUUCACCCAAAACACUAGAUGAAGACUUCAUCCCUGAAUGGUCAAUAGAAGUGGAAUAUAGGAGGGCAGAGUUCUCCUAAAUUUCCGAAUGACAGAACACACAAACAUUUGGCAGAGUCCAGCCAGUUCUUCGCCAACCCAUUACAGGUGAUUAACAUUCUCCAGCUUACCUGAUAACUGAAAUCAUAUGCCAGGUAGCUUCGUAAUAAAGUAACAGUCAUGGAGAGUUUGAAAGAACUGACUUAUCUUCAGUGGAUCAUUUCAACAUGUAUUGAUAAAAUGCCAACUAUAAUGUGUUGGUAGUAUUGCUUCAAACAGCAGAGCGGCUUCAGCAGAUUCCGGGUGGAACAUCUGAGAUCGCUGUCCAGAAGAGUGCAGUUCUAGAACAUCUAAGAUUCUGUGUAGAACCCUCAGACUGCCAGGACUCUGGUACAGGACACCAGAAUGAAGUAUACUCAAAAUACCACCCGAGGGGUGAGAACGUAUAUUUUAUGUAUAGAGCAGAAAUUACUGCACUGUUAUAAUAUAUAUUAUAUAAUAUAUAGAUUAUGUAUAACAGACAUGACAUAAAAAUAUAGUGUAAAAUACAUUUAGCUAUGCAUUGGUACAAAAGGAUAGAGGGCACUGGUCUUUUAAGCUUACAAUUUAGUAAAAGGCAGUAUGAAAAACACUUUGGGUACAACAUUGGAGUGAAAAGGGACCAGAGCCAGACUUUAUCUUAUACAGUAUGAAUGUCCUGGAAGCUCUGGCUGUGCCCACCAGCAUCUGAGCCCCUGGUACAUUCAGAGCAGGAUUAACCAUAAAGUGACUCUAGGCAGCUGCCUAGGGCCCAGGAGUUUGAAUGGGUCCCUGGAUCCAUAAAUUUGCAUGGCUCCAUUCACCAUCUCUAUGUGAAGAAUGAAGGAUCGGGGGACCUUAAUCUGCCUAAGGCCCUUUGGGAUCAUAAUUCUACUCUGGGUGCCAAAUGCGUAACCUGGCUUUGGCUAGAUGUCUGCCCACCCUGACAUCAUGAAGGCACCUUUUUUCCUAGCAGGUGUCCACAUCGCAUGCACUCACUACCAAAAGACUUCUACAGGCUCUCUUGUAGCUUUCUAUUAGAUAUUCUGUAUAGCUGGACUGUGCAUGUGCAGUCUUGAAAAAACAUAAAUUGUUUCUUUAAGUUUCAUUAACUGAACUUUUAUUUAACAAUGAAUACCCAAAGUAGAUUUCAGAGCACAAGGAUUGGCCAAGACAUUUCAGCCAUAUCCCAGAUUACUCCAAAUCAUGUUGAAUUGCAGGAAAUAUAGGUUUAAAUAUUUUUCAUUUAUUUUCCAUUGUUUUCCCAUUUAUUUAUUAGAUUAUCCCCAUUGUAUUUUAAAAUAAUGUGGGUAGGUCAUCUCCACCCUGUGACGUGCCUUUAUCUCAAGCAUAUUCUGCCUCGUUUUGUAGACCUCUUACCUUUACAUAUCAUCUCUUGUACUUGAUAACAUAUUACUUGUAAACUAUAAAUUCUGCUAUAAGGAAAUGAACAGAAUUGACAGCUUAACCCGGCCUCUGAUUGCAGUUUGAUAAUGCUCUCCCUAAACUGUCAUUUUGUUUUUUUAUUUUAUAACUUCAUCCAUUCUAAACAAUGGCAUAAAACAAUCCCUGAUUGUAGACAAUUAUAAAUUAAUAGCAAUAACUUGGAAAUCUAACCAUCUAUCAGCCAGUUACAAAAGCACUCACAUCUAAUUAGCACACAUUAUUUCUCCAUUAGUAUUCAGAAAGAUUAAUGUAUUCAUGCAUAGUUAAUGAGAGAUUAUUUACGUUGAGCUAUUUGUUUCGAUAACAUAUUUAUACAUAUACCUUGGGUCGUUACGAAAGAUUUUUCUCGUUAUGGUUUUGUUUUUCCCCAUUGAAUAAAUAUUAAAGUUAUAUUUUAAACACGUUUGAAAAAUAACAAUCAUACAAUAAACACUAUUAAAAAGCCUUCAGGUGCACAAUAUUUUAUUGCCGAGAGCUAUAAAUAAUCUGAAAUCAAAAAGGCAACACUGAGUAUUUUACAAAUGUGUCUGAGGAUGUCUGUUUAUACAUUAAAUUACCAAUAAAAGCUCUGUAUACAAUGUUUGUUUCUCUUUUUUGAACCUUUCAUUUUUCAAAGUAUUGCACACUAUAUAAUCCCACCCCUGUAAAACCAUCGUUGUGGAGAGUUUAGUAGCAGAGUGUAAGAGCAGAG